AUGGCGGAGGACGACAACGAGUGGGUGGUGGAGAGCAUCGUCGGUUACCUGGGAAGUCCCGAGUGGGUCAUCCCUGUUACGGACUUCAUGGAGCACAAAUGUACAGUGUUUGAUGAUGAAGAUGAAAAUAAGUUGGCGUAUACAGAAAUCCAUCAGCAGUAUAAAACGUUGGUUGAGAAGCUUUUAGAGAAUUAUAUGCUGGAGGUGGGCAUCAAUGAGCAGCAGUUUUUGGACGCGUGCACCUCCCCUUUCGCCAAGUCAAAAACAGUGCAGUCUGUAUUCCAACCAGUCCUUGCUACAGACGAUUUCCAGUUGUUUCGCUCUUUGAUGGUCCAGAAGAACAUGGAGCUGCAGCUUCAGGCGCUGCGGGUCAUCAAGGAGAGGAACGGAGCGCUUCCUGACUGUCUGACCGAUGGCGAUGAUGUGAUGACGGAGUUGCAGCAGCAAGAAAUGAAAAUCCUGCAGGAAGUCCUCAAAAAGUCCAAAGAGGAGUACGAUGAGGAAAUGUCAUUGAGGUCGCUGCUGGAAGAGGAGUGUUCUACAUCCAGUGGCGAAGCCCAAAAGACCACCUUUACAGCUCCAGCACAAGAUGGCAACACUGCCCAACUUGACAAGCACUGCACAGACGCUCACCGAGCACAAACAAUGAACGCAAAGAGCGCAUCCAUUCAGUCUAACCAGACCAUUGGCAAAACUGCCCAAAACACCAAGAACAAAAUGUCUGCCACAGCAGAUGUUAAGCAAGUGGAAAAAAGCAGCUCCUUCUCCUCUUCUACGCGUACCCCUGGCAGCAUUGAUAGCAGUGCGGAGCCCCGAUUUCUGCCGCCUGUAAGACAACCCGUCAGCGCCGAGCAGAAGGUGGCGGAAUCGUGCCUGGAGGAAGCGCACAAGGAGGCCGGCUUCGCUCAGCCUUACAAUGAACUGUCGACAUCUCAGCAGGAGAGUCUCCAGCAGAGGGCGUCCUACUUGCGCGAGCAGCGCGACAAGCUGCACGCGCUCAAGAAGGAGCAACGCGCCAAGCAGGUCGACCAGGAGGCGCCUUGCUCUCCCUCCUCGCCCGCAACUCCUCCUCCGCUUCCAUCCUCUGAGAUUUCAACCGAAGAGCGCAAGAAGCUACAGAAGAGAAAACACCUGGCAGAUAAGCUGAAGGAGGAAGUCAUUAAGAAAUGA
Nerophis lumbriciformis (worm pipefish) is the source of this 1170-nucleotide messenger RNA. NCBI's taxonomy places the organism in Eukaryota, Metazoa, Chordata, Actinopteri, Syngnathiformes, Syngnathidae. The record is from RefSeq and is a predicted model, not a curated record.